Messenger RNA from Nasonia vitripennis (jewel wasp), 2279 nucleotides. RefSeq lists its product as uncharacterized. Bases 988 to 1710 code for a protein of 240 amino acids. The record is from RefSeq and is a predicted model, not a curated record. NCBI's taxonomy places the organism in Eukaryota, Metazoa, Arthropoda, Insecta, Hymenoptera, Pteromalidae. The transcript has 5 exons.
ACACAUUUUUCGCUUAAAAAAUUAAGUAUAAGGCACUUGCAUACCGCGGUCGUGCCUAAAAACGCGCAAGCGUUUCUUAAACCCUGGAUGGAAAAAUCGAGGGGAAUGCAGGAAACGCAAUCAAUGUUUGACGCGAUUCCGAGAAACUGCAAGGGAAUAAUCGCAGUCAGGACUCCGCCUCUGUCUCCAAAGAGAUAUCGUAAAUUUUAUCCGAACGGCGGCAUUUGGAGCAAUAGCCAUUGUUCAAGAGCAUGUACCUAAUGCAUAAGGGCACAAACAGAAAAUGUAUGUUUUCUCCAAUCAGAAAAUGGCAUUUUUCCCGUAGAAUUCCUCAUUCAUAUAAGGGAAGUUGCCGGCACCGAAGUGCAUCAACUUAAUUAUUGCGUUAAUAUUUUUAUUUGAAACUUGCCACAGCGAUAGAUAUUUAUAAAAGGAAGGGCAACUAACUCUUGAUUUUUCAUAAUUCAUUGCAUUGCCUUAGUUUCGAGUAAUUUUCUACUGAACACUCGUACUAUCGGUAAAACCUGGGUUUCGGACCCCCUUAAUAGUACAUUAUGCAACAAGAGACUAAAGUCGUGGAUUAUUUACUUUAUUCUCGCAAAAUACGGAAUAAAGUGAAUUUGCGGGAAUAAAGUAAAUUUGCGGCAAUAAAAUUUUCUGGUCCCCAAGACACGUGGAGACGUGGCGACGGGGUGGCGGCUGAGAUGCGCCCCACGGCGUCGCGCCGUAGAGUCGGGGCGGGCCGGAGCCUACAUUUAUAGGUACAGGUAUUAUAGGCUAUCUAGAGGCGGAUUUCGGACGCACAGCUCGGGGAAAGUGAAUUUUUGCGGAGAGGGAGAACGCUGCUAUAUAUACAGAGCGAAAUUUCUUAAGCAGACAGUUCGAAGUUUUCAUUCUAGAAGCAACGACUUGGCUAGUCAGUGAUAUCCUAGUGCCUGCGUUAGUUUGAAUCUGUAGUGCAUCACAGUCAAGUUUUCCUUUCGUAAAAUGGAAUCUCCACGUGCGGAAUCUUACGCAUCUUCUGACACUGGUAGGACGAGAAUGAUUGAUGCAGAAGCUCGUCACACGGAUCUCGAUGGAAAUCUCAACGAAGUUACUGCAGACUUGACAGGGCUUGUGACGAUUUGUUGCUCGGAUUGUGAUCUUGACAGUGCCAACUACGAAAAAUGCCAGGGCGAGCUAGCUCUGCAAUGUUUAGCGUGCCGAGAGAAGUUUUAUCACCGUUUUUGGGCGAUCCGGCACAUCAAUUCUUGUGCCAGCAUCAUCAAGCAGCCAAAAUACAUCUGUGAGUUGUGCGAAACGACAUUCGAACGGAUCGAUGAACUAAGAAGACACUUUCAAGACUGUGCAAGUGAUUGUUUUACAAGUCUUCAGUUGGAGAACAACAACACGAAUUCGGAGGAAGAAUUAGAUAUGUUCAAGUACUUUGCCAACUCAUCGGAGAUAUUAAGGAAAAGCGUGAGGGAAUACGGACAUGAACGUUUUUAUGCGCACUUCUGCGUGGAGUGCCGCGAACCCAUCAUCGAUGAAACAUCGGUCGACGCAGUAGACUGCGAUGAAUGUAAAGUUAGUUGCCUGCUGCAGUGCAACACGUGCAAAUGUCUACACGAGACUUACGAGUCCAUUAUUGAGCAUUUAAAGGGGAGCUAUUGCGGAUAUAAGAUGCAAUUAGCGGUGGACCCGGAUGCUCAACUUCACGAACAGGCGUGAAAAAUUAUAAGAUGCACAAAGGCUAUUGCAAACAGAAUCGACCGUCUGGAGAUGUUUCAAUGCCCAAGGAAAGUGACGCAGCUUAUCACACAUACAUCGUGCACAAUCAUGGUUUACGUUCGAAUACAUAUGUAGAACCUUAAAACGUUUUUUAAUUGUCGAGAUGAUUUAAUUUUUUACUGUACUUAUUUAUUUAUCGUAAAAUAAAAAAUUUUUAACCGCUCAAUCAUUAUAUGCUUGUCUUUUAUUGAAUGAAAAACUGAAGUAUACUUUAUCCUCUUAGAAAAUAUUAUAAUUUCCAACUCCACAAAUAACGUUUUCCUAUUCAAAAACGUAAGAUCGUUACUGCGUGUGCAAAACUCUAAAUUUCGCACACGCUUAUCUGUUGAGGACGUAGAUUCGCACACUCGUGUCAAAAAAUAGUAUAUACGAUACACGUGCGCGUAGGUGAUCAUCAAACUCGCUUUUUUGUCACCCUUGCGGCGACAGAUGCGCUCAUGCAAAAAUAACCUACUUCGCGCACUCGUAUCGUAAUAUACAAUUUUAACAUGACGUGCGCGAAAAACGCA